Brienomyrus brachyistius is the source of this 10208-nucleotide messenger RNA. RefSeq names its product collagen alpha-1(XXIV) chain-like. NCBI's taxonomy places the organism in Eukaryota, Metazoa, Chordata, Actinopteri, Osteoglossiformes, Mormyridae. The transcript is spliced from 46 exons. Bases 588 to 4868 code for a protein of 1426 amino acids. The record is from RefSeq and is a predicted model, not a curated record. Gene Ontology annotation, molecular function: extracellular matrix structural constituent.
UGUAAUAUGCGCGUCAAACCGGCGUAUGGGCUCAUUACCAUGCAGCGCGCGUUGAAUGAAUGGUUGCAUUAAUGGUUGGACAGCAAAGAUCGGAUCUGAUCUGUGAUGUCACACGUCAGUAAUGGGAGAAACUCAACACCAACUGGAGCCGGAGAUGAACACGGCUCCCCUCGCACCACUGCAAGUUACGGCAUCGGCAGAGACUUUACUGCCUGGAGGUAGAGCGCGGAUCUGGGGCUGUCCGCUUUGCAUGAAGUGUCUCAGUAUCAAUAAACCAAUGAAGCCAACACGGGAUUUCUGAAAUGCAUGCAGCACACAAACCUCACAUAUAGCGACCAGUUUGCGGCGUAUGUGACUAUUUCGCUGUCUUUUUUUUGAAUCGCAAAGGAGUUUGGUAAAAAAGCUCAGUGAGUGGGAAUCGUGCAUUCUGGAUACCCCCCUGCCAUGAGGAAAUUUUGAGUUUUUUUUUUUUAUUAUUCACUUAAAUCCUGUUUAGUGUUUACCAAGGGAUAGCUAAUGAACCGGCGUCCUUUAGCUUGGAAUACUUCUUUCACCUAGAUCUCAGCUGCUUGGACAAAUGCAUACAAAUGCAUUUAGGAGCCCAACGGACAAGGAGUGGAAAUAUUUCUGCCACAGAAAAAACGAGAACUGUCCUCCUCUUGCUAUUUACAAUAUGCACAUCAGCCCUGUUUGCCAAAGGACACUCUCCGGUGCAAGGUGUAGAUCUCCUUUAUCCGCUGAGCCUUACAGGCAGCAAAGAGAGACACUCCAAGGAGGUGACUCCUCACCCAUCAUCCACUUCUUCACCUUCUCCUCAGGGCCUCCUCCUCUCAGGAGCUGGUGUGGUGCUCAGAAGCGGUGCUCACAUUGAUGGUCCCAUCACUGGGCUCUUCCCCACUGGGAUCGGGGAUGACUUCUCCUUUGUUGUGUGUUUAAGUGCUUGGCGAGCGAACAAUGCUUUCCUUGUCAGCAUCACAAACAGCAAGAACAGACUACAAUUUGGCAUUCAGCUCCUCCCCAAGAAGGUGGUGGUGUAUAUCACAGAGAAGACGUCGGUCUACUUUAAAUAUGAUGUACUUAACGGGCCAUGGCAUUCGUUUGCCAUCGGCGUGCGCCCGCGCUCUGUGUCCUUCUAUGCGGAAUGUGGAGGCGUGCGUUACAGUGAACAAACGAUCGCCAGACCUCAAGAGCUAGGCCCCGAUAGCCAGCUCACCGUCGGAAGGAUGAACCUCAAAGCUGUCCAGUUCGAAGGUGUCAUAUGCCAGCUGGAUGUGUACCCCACAGCGCAGGCUGCUGCACACUAUUGCGACUACAUAAAAAAACAGUGCCGAUUGGCCGAUACAUAUCGAUCACCCCCUCCAUCCCUUGAGCAAGGAUCAAAUGACCCUCCCAAAUCAGACCUCCCUCUUCUGGAUGCCCAGGUUAGAUCAACAGUGUCUACAGGUUCCUGGAAGCACAGAAAUGUUUCCCAGUAUGGAACAGCCUCCACCUCUGAGAGCUAUCCAACAAAAAGUAAGCCCACAGAAUCCAGAACUUCUGUAAUUCCCGAUGUAAGGAGUGCUAAAGAAAAAGCUAUGCUGCUAAGCACCGUGGCAGACCGCUCACCCCCUACAAAUGUGGGUGUUCAGGCUACGCUGGAUGACACUGUAAGGAGAACCGCUUCAUUAGUGGAAGAGGUCCAUUUGUCUGAUAAAAGCAAAGAUGCCAAGGAGGUCUCCACCGCAGUCUCUCCUACGACGCCGGAGAGCUGGAUCAAGGAGGGACUCAUGUUGGCCAACACCAGCCAGCAUCAACGACUGGCUGACAAGCUGACUCAGGUAUUGUCGAAAACCAACAGCACGCUCUACAGGAACCCUGAUGAGAACCAGAUCCAGGUGGAGAAUUCAGAGGAACGCAGUUAUGAAGCGGAAUAUGACGCCUAUACUGGGAAUUAUGACUAUGGCUAUGAAGAAGCUGACUUUUCCUUUGACUAUGAUGGCCUCUGGGGACCAAAAGGGGAACCGGGCCCUCCGGGUCCUCCCGGUCCUCCUGGCUUGCCCGGGCCUUUCGGAAAACGCGGACCUCGAGGCCCACCUGGUCUGCACGGAAACCCUGGAUUACCUGGUCUACCUGGUCCCAAGGGUUCCAAGGGUGAUCCAGGAAUGUCCCCAGGUCAGGCACCGAAAGGAGAAAAGGGCGAUAGGGGCCCCUCAGGUCUACCAGGUCCGCCUGGUUUACCAGGUCAAAUGGGUCCAAAGGGAUACCCCGGGUUGCCAGGACUGCCGGGCGAACAGGGUUUGCCAGGAUUGCCUGGUUUGCCUGGGGAAGCAGGUUACCCUGGCAGGCAGGGAUUGGCUGGGCCAGAGGGCAACCCAGGUCCCAAAGGUGUUAGAGGCUUCAUUGGACCUCCUGGUGUUGCAGGACCUCCUGGACUGGAGGGAGAAAGAGGGAUUCCUGGUCCAGUUAGCAAGGAAGGACCCAAAGGAAGACAGGGUGUAGCUGGAGAUGUGGGUGAGAGGGGUCCUCCAGGUCCGGACGGAGAAAAAGGCCCUGUCGGUGUUCCUGGAAUCGGAGGUUUCCCGGGUCUCAGGGGCGAGCUGGGGCCUGAAGGACCCCGGGGACCACCAGGAAUAGUAGGACCUCAGGGCCUGAGUGGACGUGCUGGACCACCUGGAUUGAAAGGUGAUAAGGGGGAUCCUGGAUUUACAGGCGAGCCCGGAGACGGCGGAUACCCAGGUGACAAGGGUGCAGUAGGCUUACCAGGACCACCAGGCAUCCGAGGGAGACCUGGACCAUCCGGGAAAAUCGGCGAGCCAGGACCACCUGGGCCUCCAGGCCCACCCGGCCCAGAGGGUUUUCCUGGAGAUAUUGGAACCCCGGGUCCCAAUGGCCCACUUGGAGUAAAGGGUGUUCAAGGUGCUAGAGGCCCAGUGGGGCCACCUGGACCUAUAGGACUCGAGGGAGACGAGGGACCCAUUGGCCCACCGGGAAUCCCUGGCCCAGUGGGAAGGCCAGGCAGGAAGGGAUACAUAGGCGAACCUGGACCAGGGGGGCCAAUGGGUGAAACUGGAGACCCAGGAAAUGCAGGGAAAAUUGGACCACAAGGACCAGUGGGAUUAAUUGGAACUCCUGGUGUAAUCGGAGUUCAUGGUGAAAAGGGUGACCGUGGUCCUUCUGGUCCAUUGGGUCCUCCUGGAGAAAAGGGGUCCAUGGGGUAUCCCGGAUUACCAGGGACACCCGGUGAUGCUGGUCCACAAGGCCCACCCGGACCAUCGGGACAGAGAGGGUCGCUUGGAACACCGGGCCUCAAAGGCAGGAGGGGGCCACGAGGUCUAGACGGUCUUCCAGGAGAGCCCGGACCUGAAGGUGUCAAGGGAGAACGUGGAGUAGCAGGAAGGAAGGGAAACCCUGGCUUCAUCGGAAAGGCGGGGAGUCCUGGAGAAAGAGGCCUGUCGGGCAUCUCUGGCACCCCAGGGUUUCCUGGAAGUACAGGGGAGAGGGGACCUCCGGGGGAAUCUGGACCCAGAGGACCAGCAGGGGACCGAGGACCGGAGGGCGAAAUCGGCCUUGAGGGACCUAUUGGGCCAGAGGGAGAGCCUGGUCCAGUGGGUGAACCCGGGCCCAAGGGAGAAAUUGGGCUUCCUGGAGAUGAAGGGGAGCAGGGGCAGGAAGGAAUCAGAGGUCUGCCCGGUCUCAUUGGUGAAGAUGGAGUUCAAGGAAAGGACGGGCCCAAGGGGAGGCUGGGAGACCAUGGGCGUGUUGGGGAGCUGGGGGACAAAGGUGAAGAGGGAAUCGCGGGGCCUCCAGGCCUUCCCGGGGAAACGGGAAAGCGUGGUUUUCCGGGUCCUGAAGGCAAACAAGGACCUCCAGGCAAUCGUGGCCGCCAUGGGAAAAAGGGUGAGAAAGGUCUGCCAGGACCGGCUGGUGAAACCGGGCCGCGUGGCGAUACUGGAAUGAUGGGAGAAAAGGGGCCGAAAGGGGCCCGAGGCACCAGAGGCCCUCCGGGCCCACUGGGACCAAUGGGUCCUGAGGGGCUGCCAGGAAUUAUGGGAUAUUCUGGUCACCCGGGCAAGCCUGGACCUAUCGGACCACCUGGCCCAAAAGGGGAAAAGGGCUACCCAGGAGAGGAUAACAAAUCUCCGGGACCACCGGGACCCAUAGGUGAACCAGGUCCUGCCGGCAAGCGAGGGGAGCGGGGGGAGCCGGGGGAAGAUGGAUAUCAGGGUCACAUUGGCAUUACUGGACCUAGAGGUGCCAUUGGACAGCAAGGGCCACCAGGUAAGCCUGGGGAACCUGGAGAGCAAGGACCCAAUGGAGAGAAGGGCAAACAGGUGUGCAAACUUAUACCCGUAUAUAAUGUAUACAGUGCCAGUCAGGGCAGACAGGUGUGCAAACUUAUACCCAUAUAUAAUGUGUACAGUGCCAGUCACGACAGACAGGUGUGCAAACUUAUACCCGUAUAUAAUGUGUACAGUGCCAGUCAGGGCAAACAGGUGUGCAAACUUAUACCCGUAUAUAAUGUGUACAGUGCCAGUCAGGGCAAACAGGUGUGCAAACUUAUAGCCGUAUAUAAUGUUUACAGUGCCAGUCAGGGCAAACAGGUGUGCAAACUUAUACCCAUAUAUAAUGUGUACAGUGCCAGUCACGACAGACAGGUGUGCAAACUUAUACCCGUAUAUAAUGUGUACAGUGCCAGUCAGGGCAAACAGGUGUGCAAACUUAUACCCGUAUAUAAUGUGUACAGUGCCAGUCAGGGCAAACAGGUGUGCAAACUUAUACCCGUAUAUAAUGUGUACAGUGCCAGUCAGGGCAAACAGGUGUGCAAACAUAUACCCAUAUAUAUGGGACUCAGAAGGUUGCUGGUUCAAAUUCCAUGGUUGGCAGAAUGAUCCCACCAUUGGGCCCUUGAACAAGGCCCUUAACCCCAUUUGCUCCACGGUCUGGUGUCUCCUCUACACCAGUUUCAUGAGGUGGUCUCCUGGGAUGCUUUUCCAGCUGUCCUGAAGGAGGUCCCAUAUAUAUGCUGAGCACUCAUUGGCCGCUUUUCCUUCACUCUCUGGUCAAACUCCUCCAAAACCAUGUCUACUGGGUUUAGGUCAGGUAGCCAGGUCAUACGAUGUGACAUUAUCACUGUCCUCUGCAGGCGACUUGAUGUGUCCAAACCUAUCAGAAUCAGCUUUAUUCGCCAAGUGUGCUGGGGCACAACAAGGAAUUUGCUUCCGGCUGCUUGAGACUCCCUAGGACACAGACAAUAAAUGACACUAUACAAACAAUAAAUUGCACUAUACAAGAAAUAAAAUUUGAAAUAUACACACAUGGGUAACCCACUGUAUAGGUGUGAGGUUGAGUGCAAACAGAGUUUAAGGGUGGAAAAUUGACAGAAGGCAGGUGACACAGCUUAGCUGUUUAAGAGGGUAAUGGCCUGAGGGAAGAAGCUGCUCCUAUGUCAGGUGGUUUUUGUGUACAGAGUUCUGUAGCGCCUGCCAGAGGGGAAGAGCUGGAAAAGAUUGUGUUCAGGGCGAGUACAGUGGUUGGACGGAAUGGAUGGAAGGUAGGGGGACACCGAUGAUUUAUUCCGCUGCCCCCACUGUUCGCUGCAGUCUUCUUUGGUCCUGCUUAGUGGUUGCUCCAAACCACAAUGCGAUUGAUGAGCAAAGGACAGACUCAAUAACUGCAGUGUAGAACUGGCUCAGCAGCUCCCGUGGCAGACCGUACCCGUGGCUGCAGGAAGUACAUCCUUUGCUGGGCCUUUUUGAGUGUGGAGUUGAUGUUGGGAAAUGGUUGUUCCCAGAAACUUAAAGGUCUGCAUCAUUGCCACAGGGUUGUUGGAUAUAGUGAAAGGAGGAAGUGCCUGACAGUGCCUCCUAAAGUCCACUGUCAUCUCCACAGUCUUGAGCGUGUUAAGCUCCAGGUUGUUCUGACUGCACCAGAACACCAGCCGGUCAACCUCCCGCCGAUUUGCAGAUUCGUCACCAUCUUGGAUAAGUCCGAUGACUGUAGUGUCAUCUGCAAACUUCACGAAUUUGACCGCUGGGUCAUUGGAGGUGCAGUCAUUUGUGUAGAAGGAGAAGAGCAGUUGAAGAGAACACAACCCUGGAGAGCACCAGUGCUGACUGUCUGUGUACCAGAAGACACGUCCCCCAGCCUCACAUGCUGCUUCCUGUCUGUUAGAAAGCUGGUGAUCCACUUCCAGAGUUUGGAGGAAAGGAUUUCGGGAAUGAUUGUGUUAAAAGCUGAGCUGAAGUCCACAAACAGGAUCCAUGCAUAAGCCCCGGGUAGUCCAGGUAUUUCAGGAUCAAGUGCAGACCCAUGUUGAUUGAGUUGUCUACUGACCUGUUUGUCCGGUAGGCAAACUGUAGGGAAUCAAGCAGGUGGUCAGUGGUGUUCUUCAGAUGGGCUAGCACCGGUUGUUCAAACAACUUCAUGAUUACAGACGUCAGAGCGACAGGCCUAUAGUCAUUCAGUCCUGUGAUGGAGGGUUUCUUGGGGACUGGGAUGAUGGUGGAGCUUUUGAACCAGGAGGGGACUUCACACAGCUCCAGGGAUCUGUUGAAGAUCUGGAUAUCUGUUGGUCAGCACAGACUUUGAGACAGGAGGGGGAGACACCGUCUGGGCCAGAUACUUUCCUGGUUUUCUGUUUCUGGAAGAGCUGGAUUACAUCCUUUUUGCAUAUCCUGUGUAGCCUGUGUAUCCGAGGGGGGAGGGGGGACUGCCAGAGGUGUGAUGGAGGCUCUUGUUGUUGGCCUGGAGUGGGGUGUGAAUUUGUUUCUCUCAAACCUACAAUAGAAAUCAUUCAGGUGAUCAGCCAGGUCUUUGUUUGUCUCAGCAGGGAGGGAUGGUCUCCUGUGGUUAGUAAUCUCAUGCAGGCCUCCCCAUACUGCUGCAGGGUCAUUGGCUGAAAACCUGUUCUUCAGCUUUUCUGCAUAGCUUCUUUUAGCCACUUUGACCUCCUUAGCCUGUAGGUUUCUGGUCUGCUUGUACAGGGCUCUGUCCCCACUUCUGUAGGCAUCCUCCUUGGUCUGACGAAGUAAACGUAGACUUGCCGUGAACCAUGGCUUGUUAUUGUUAAAUGUGCAGGAGGUCUUGGAUGGGACACGUGUCUUCACAGAAACUGAUAUAUGAUGUCACAGUGUCAGACCAUUCAUUCAGGUUGUUGGUUGCAGCUCUAAAAAUGCUCCAGUCAGUACAGUCAAAGCAGUCCUGUAGUUCCUGCUUCGCCUCAUUAGUCCAUUUCUUUACUGUCUUGACCACAGGCUUAGCCGAUUUCAGUUUCUGCCUGUAUGUAGGGAUGAGAUGGACCAGACAGUGAUCAGAGUGCCCCAGAGCUGCCCGGGGAACAGAGCGAUUUGCAUCUUUAAGGACUGUGUAGCAGUGGCCCAAUGUUUUAUUGUCCCUGGUGAUAUAGUUAAUAUGCAUUUUGGUAGUUCGUGGUUUAAUUUAGCUCUGUUGAGGUCCCCAAGGAUUAUGAAGAGGGAGUCUGAGUGCUUCUGUUCCAGGCUGGAUAUCUGCUCAGCCAGGAUUUGCAGUGUAUCCUUCACACUGGCCUGAGGUGGAAUGUACACACCAACCAGGAUGAAGGAGGAGAACUCCCGUUGAUGAACAGUGUCUCCUAGUCUUUGUUGCAGUGUUUGGUUAGUACAGUGAAAUCUGUACACCAACCUUCGUUUAUGUAGAAACAGAUGCUGCCGCCCCUCGUCUUUCCUAAUAGCUCCGAUACACGAUCCGCUCGGAGCAGAUGAAAGCCCGGCAGACGCAAUCCGUUGUUGAGGAUCGUUUCACUGAGCCAGGUUUCAGUGAAAGGAACGUCAGCAGAGCGCGCAAAGUCCUUAUUAGUUCUGUUUUGGAGAAGCAGCUCGUCCAUCUUGUUGGGCAGAGAGCGGAGAUUUGCCAGGCGAAUUGGCGGGAGUGCGGUUCGGAAUGCCCGCUGUCGCAGCUUCACUAGUGCGCCGCCGCGCUUUCAAAGUCAGAGUGAAAGUAAACUUUAUUGUCAUCUCUGCUAUAUACUGUACAGAUACAUAGAGAGAGAAGAUGACGUGGCUCCAGUUUUUUUUCAGUGCAGACGACUUAAAGACACGUAAGAAAUAGGCACGUGGUAAACAAAGUAAAUAAAUAUAAGGUAUACACUAUACUUGGAGAUAGAGGUAGAUUGGGAGACAGUUAGGGUGCAGUAUCAUCCACAAAGGUGGAAAUUAACUUUUACACUGGAUGUGCAAGAGGUUACAAUAGUUAUAUAGGACAAUGUGCGAUAAGUGGCAAAGAGGUUACAAUAGUUAUUACAACAGUUAGCAUCUCCUCCAUGUCCCACAGGCUGCGGCUGCUCCUCUGACUAAGAUCUCCAGAAAAGCUUCCGGGUUUGUCAAAAAUGAUGGGAAACUGUCUGGAGUGCUGCCUAAAAUUCAGCAGUUCUUCUUUAGAAAAAGUAACAUCCAUCCAUCCAUUUUCCAAACCGCUCAUCCUAUUGGGUCGCGGGGGGUCCGGAGCCUAUCCCGGAAUCAAUGGGCACGAGGCAGGGAACAACCCAGGAUGGGGGGCCAGCCCAUCGCAGGGCACACUCACACACCAUUCACUCACACAUGCACACCUACGGGCAAUUCAGCAACUCCAAUUAGCCUCAGCAUGUUUUUGGACUGUGGGGGGAAACCGGAGUACCCGGAGGAAACCCCACGACGACACGGGGAGAACAUGCAAACUCCGCACACAUGUGACCCAGGCGGAGACUCGAACCCGGGUCCCAGAGGUGUGAGGCGACAGUGCUAACCACUGCACCACCAUGCCGCCCCAAAAAUUAACAUUAAAAGUACAAAAGAGCUCAAUACCGAGGCGACCAUCCGCGGCGCCAUUACAUAUGACCGGUAAUGUGUGUGUGUGUGUGUGUGUGUGUGUGUGUGUGUGUGUGUGUGUGUGUGUGUGUGUGUGUGUGUGUGUGUGUGUGUGUGUGUGUGCACAUGUCUAUGUGCAUGCGUGUGUGCGUGUCUGUGUGUAUGUGUAUCAGUCUUGGCACCAAAUCUUGCUAAAUUCCUCAACAGACAUCUGUCUUUUUCUAGCAGAUAAUACCAGAUAUUUCUUAUUGAAUUCAGUUACCUGCUUGUCUGUAUUAUAUGUGUUGCCAAGUGUUUUAAGAUAGUAGAAGCCUUCGUUAAAACGGAACAUAUUGAAUUCGUAUAUUAAUCUGUCAAACUAUGCGCGUCUGUUUAUUCAGCUGAACUACACUAAAGGUCUGCAUAUUAGGCACGGCUUUUAAUGCUUUUUGAUAUAUGUGUUUUGAGGCCCUGUGUAUAAAUGUUGCAAAAAUAGUAUUGAAAUUACCCAAUAAUCAGUUAGUUAGAGUAAAUUUGUUUCUCCUGUAUAUAAAAAAGAACGCAGCCGUCUUGGCCACCCACACUGAAUAACUGCAUGAUUUUAUGGGGAUAUUUAUUUUUACUAUUUGCCCAAUGAACACUCGAGCAUAACUGAUCCUUAUUAAACUUUUAGUAAACAUGGUUGAAUCGAUUAAUCCCACCUCGGAAAAGAUUGUUACCAACAUUAAUUGUACUGAGUGCAUUUCUACUUUUAAUUGAUGAGUAAAUACUACAUUGCCAUUGAAUUUUUGAUAUUUAAACAAUUGAACCAUACAUCUUUUGGGUAAAUAUUAUAUCGCAAUUAAUGUGAUGUGUGUACUUGUGCAGUACCGAUAACAUUUUACUAGGUACAUUUUGUCUUCAAAAAGAAGAGCAGCAUGUCCUAUUCUGAUGGCCAGGUUCAUUGCAUUUACCUGCUUUUUUUCUGAACAUUCUCUGCAAAACAUCAUGACAAUUAAGAAGGUAUUAAACUGCAGAAAUUCGCAGUAAACCUCGGCACCAACUAGCCGCCAUACAAUACAAAUACCGCAGGAAUUCAGUGUACUGAAAGCGCAUAUGGCAGGAAAAACUGAAGAGUAGAAGCUCAGAUCAGAAUGCCAAACCAAGCUACAGAGCUUAGCCUGCGGUUACAGUAUCUGAGAGCUUAGAUGGAUGUAUGGGGUCAAUUUUGGCCAAAUCAACCUGUCAUGCUACAGAAAUGUCCUUCCCCUGAGCACUGGAAAAGAAAAGAAAAGAAAAGAAAAGAAAGGAGUGCAUGGCCAAUAAAAACGCGUGUUAGGUUAGCAUUAAGGCCAUAAUCACAGGACAUUGUACAACCUGGUACCAGUACUGUGACUCUUUAUUGUUCAGUUUUGCUAGUCCAUUUGUAACUUGUGUAUUAUGUUCAUGCCU